Cyclopterus lumpus (lumpfish) is the source of this 1728-nucleotide messenger RNA. It is a transcript of the gene rnf168, whose product is annotated as ring finger protein 168. Gene Ontology annotation, cellular component: nucleus; site of double-strand break. Lineage: Eukaryota; Metazoa; Chordata; Actinopteri; Perciformes; Cyclopteridae. Gene Ontology annotation, molecular function: nucleosome binding; metal ion binding; ubiquitin-protein transferase activity. The coding region runs from base 243 to 1523 and encodes 426 amino acids. Gene Ontology annotation, biological process: protein ubiquitination; double-strand break repair. The transcript has 9 exons. The record is from RefSeq and is a predicted model, not a curated record.
UCUUUCUGCUCAAAGCCAGCACACAGACUGCGCAUGCGCGCUGGUCAAAAGACGCGGCUCUUUGGUGUCUUUAGAUCGGUUCCCGGUAGUUCCGGUUACCGAUAACCCUAUCCCCGAGUUAGUUGGAUCCUUCCCGUGCGAACCGUUAGCCGCUAACACGAGCUAACGCUUUAGCAUCAACUUGGUGUUACAGUCUGAUCUACUGACUUAUCCACCUGCAGAGCAGUGACCCACUGAGGAGGAUGAGGGUGGUGGAGGUGUCCGACGGAAGGACAAGAGGACCUCUGUCUCUGGACGACUGUCGCUGUCCGGUGUGUUUGGAGAUCUUUAUGGAGCCAGUGACACUACCCUGCACACACACCUUCUGCAAGGCCUGCUUCCUAGAGUCCGUGGACAAAGCCACGCUCUGCUGUCCGCUGUGCAGGAAGAGGGUCUCUACGUGGGCUCGUCUGAACAGCAGGAACCAGACUCUAGUGGACCAGCAACUGUGGGACCAGAUCCAGACCUGCUUCCCUCUGCAGUGUCAGCGCCGCCUCACCGGGCAGGACGCUGCCGAGGACGAGCCGGGAGUCUCUGUGUGUUUUCCCAGAGUGAGUCAGCCUGGAGAGCUGAAGCAGGAAUAUGAGGACCAGGUCACCAAACUGACGGAAGAGAAGCGAGUCCUGGACGAGGAGGAGAGGAUGGCCAGUGAGGACUACAUACACAGACUGCUGGCUGAGGAGGAGGAGCUGCAGCAGGAGGAGACGAGGAGGCGCGAAGACGAUGAGAGACUAGCCCGACUGCUCAGCAGCCAGCUGAACUCGGCACCCGUCUCUCAGGUGAACGUUGGUCCUGCUACCGUCAUUACAGCAAAGAAAAAGAAGAAGGAGGUCAGCCGAGGACAGAUAGAGAAGUUUCUGUGCCCUCUUCCAUCCAACAGCAGCUUCAUGGCCAACAAGGAGAACAUCCUCCUCUCUCAGGAAAAGCUGCAGGUGGAGCACCCACCCUCCCAACACACGGGCGGAUCAGAUCCUCCGUCAGCCUCAGUGGAGGUCCAGUCUCACCCCCAGACUCCCGGGAGUCACAUGACUGGAGAUGGAUCGGCCAAGAGGAAAAGCUCAGAGCUGGAGACGUCAGAGGAAGAGAAGGCGACGGUCACCAAACAAGGCUGUCGCUCCAUUCCUUCCUCCUCUUCCUCCUCUUCCUCCUCUCUGGCGGUGGGGGGGCCGGCCUCGUUUGGGAUUGCUGAAUUGGAGGCGGAGCUUCUGAGCAGACAGCGGCAGGAAGAGGAGGACCGGCGGCUAGCUGUGCUUCUGCAGAAGGAGCUGGACCAGCAGGAGAAGCAGAGAGCCACUGACCGACGCAGAGGUUCCUCUGACCCGUAUCUGCUCCGCCAACACAGCAGACGGGAGAACGACAGCUCCGACACCCCCACCAGACCCCCCAGAAAGAAGACAAAGACCUCCACCCCCUCCUCUGCCUCCUCCAACAGAAGCAGAAAACAAGCCACUCUGACCGAGACUUUCUCUGGCCUGAGUGGGUGAACGCUCCUUCUUAGAGCCGAGUCUGAAAUGUCCUAAGAAGGCCACCGUAGAGACUCCUUUUACGUUUAGGUCCCAACACUACUUUCACCCAUUAGUCCUGAUCGGUAACAGAAGUCUGCAGCAGUUGUUUCUGGUGAGAUUAAUCACGACGGACUGUAAAAACACUUUUCUAAGAAAUAAAACAGUUUAAUUUGUUAUUUCUAAA